Messenger RNA from Fusarium oxysporum Fo47, 1157 nucleotides. RefSeq lists its product as uncharacterized. The transcript has a single exon. The record is from RefSeq and is a predicted model, not a curated record. NCBI's taxonomy places the organism in Eukaryota, Fungi, Ascomycota, Sordariomycetes, Hypocreales, Nectriaceae. Bases 82 to 984 code for a protein of 300 amino acids.
UCAUUGAAUCCCACAGAUAUCUCAUCAUCCGCAUCACAGCCUCACUUGUUCAGCCAUCUCAAGUCUUUCAACUCUUCCACCAUGAAGUUCACUUCAACUUCUCUUGCGCUUCUCGCAAGCGUUCCCCUCGUCUUCUCUCUUCCCACCGAGGUUAAGCCAUCUGAACAGCUCGAACAGCCUCAGGGCUUCGACAAGAUUCAGAAAGCUGAUCCCGAGCACUGGCUCCAAGCCGUCAAGGAAGAAGCUGCCCGCCAAGAAGCCGCUGCUGCUUCCACUUUCAAUGAGACUGAGGCCCUCGAAGCCCGAGCCAGCUGGAUCUACCAAGUCCACGGCAUGUACACCGACAACCUCGUCAACGUCGGUGACGUCGACACCUUCUACAUGCUCUGGACGCGCAUGUACGACUCCAGUGACGAUAAGGGCGGUCUCUCAGACAUCACCCGCAAUGCCUGGAGUAAAUUCUGCAACAGCCCCUACGGCAACAAUGGUGGCGUAACGACCAGAUUCAUCCUCGACGGUCAGUGGGGAGCCGUGGGCCGUCUGAGCGGCUGGUCGAUGCGCGACGCCCUGAUCCACUCCAUGUGGCAGACGGCCGAUGGUAUCGGAAAGAAGAACGGGUACACUGUGUACAACGGCUGCUACGGCUUCACCUGGCAGGAGAGUAAGCCGGGUAAGGCCAACUCAGCUUGUGGAGGACGAUCGGGCAAGGCUUGCCCGUAUAACGAUGACUGUCCGCUGGCGGGUAUGGAGUGCACUGGCCUCAAGUGGGGAACCUGGAUGCCCAGCAUCAUCCGCAUGAACGUCUACAACCGCGAUGGAUCUCUACGCGCUGAUGCGUACCAGGCGAGAAUCUCUUCGCAGGCUGUUGGCUCCGGUGGCUGCUCCAAGGCCCAGACUAUUUCUGCCUAUGUUGCUGACUUUAUCCCCAUUGUUGGGCCCUACUUCGCCACUGGUAUUCGUAUCAACUGUCUGUACCAGAGCUAAGUUCGCUCGCUAAAGGCGGACCUUGCCCUGUAGGGUUGUUGACGAAAUGUUCCAGGCUUGCUUCAAGCGACUGGGGUUCCCGGUGAGACUGGGUCGAGGUGUUGUUGGAGACCUUUGUCAUUCUCUGUAUAUAGUUCUAUUACUUGAAUAUAAAAGCGUUUGUGCUGAUCAAA